AUGCGCAGGUUUACUCUCCAUCGGUUUAUUUCUGUGGCCUUUGCCCUGCGUAGCAGCAUUAGCAGCAUCAGCAGUGGUAGUAAUCAUGAUAAGAGUAGUGGUAGUGGUAUUGACAAUAGUAGCGUCAGCAAUAGUGAUUCCCUCCUUGAUGACAUCUUCUCUGAGCUAAGCACAUGUGAUAUAACGCAGCGGCAGAGUUCGCUCAAAACUCAGACAGUGUCAUCCUCAAAGGGAAUACACAAUAGCAAUAGCAACAACAAUAGCGGAACUGGAGUGUCCACAUCUGUGAAUACUGCUGCACCGGAAGAUGCUGAGAUACGGGCAGAGCUGGCUAAACAGGAGCACCUCCAACGACUCCUGCAGGAGACGCAUGACCAGACGGCGAUGACAAAACGUGAGGAGGUGAAGGCGGAGGAGGUGCGACGUCACUCCCGCUAUGUCGCUUCACCUCCAGCGGGAUUACAUCUUUCUACUGCUGAAUUGAUACAGGAAAAAUCACCACAACAUUUUUCCCCCGCAGAGGACUCCUCUACGAGACUUUCAUCGUUACCACAGUUGAACACACCCGGUUCUGUGGCUGUGGUAACGUUGGUAGGGAAAGUCCUCUCAGAGGCCACCAUGCACGGCAACGGGAAUUUAGAGGAGACCGACAACACAUCGGCAGCUGAAAAUGGUCCACAUGCUCGCAUGCUGGUGCAGUACAGUGUGCCGUUUCUUCCCACACCCACUCCCGUCACUGUGCAGGUGCGUUGUUACGGAGCAACAUUAGCAUCCUUCGUUCAGCAACACGUGCGAAUGGGGGAUUUGGUGCACGUUUUAGGACACGUAUUGCCUCUUCACGUGCAAGCCGCAGGGGAUCCCGCGUUUUGCGUCUGUGCACUCCCAGUGGGGGGUAACAUCUCCGUUGUAUUCUCUGCUGAGAGUGUCUCUGCGCAGUGA
Messenger RNA from Trypanosoma theileri, 939 nucleotides. RefSeq lists its product as uncharacterized. The transcript has a single exon. NCBI's taxonomy places the organism in Eukaryota, Euglenozoa, Kinetoplastea, Trypanosomatida, Trypanosomatidae. Bases 1 to 939 code for a protein of 312 amino acids. The record is from RefSeq and is a predicted model, not a curated record.